Molecule: messenger RNA, 147 nt
Organism: Paramecium tetraurelia
Lineage: Eukaryota; Ciliophora; Oligohymenophorea; Peniculida; Parameciidae
Exons: 1
Source: RefSeq, a predicted model, not a curated record
AUGUAAACCAAAAAAAGGAUAGAAUAAACUGAAAUGAUAGGAGUAGAUCGUAUUGAAACAACUGAAGUAGUUGAAUUGAAUAACAAAGUUAAACUGAAUUAUGAAACAGAGGAAGAAAUUUAGGUUUAACCAAGAACUAUAUAUUGA